CUUGAGGCAAUUCACAAAGCGCUUUAUCGAUCCAAGCGAUUAGUUGUUGUGGUGGGCGCCGGAAUCUCGGUGCAGGCAGGGAUUCCAGAUUUCCGAUCAGCGAACGGAUUAUUCAGAACAGUGAAGAAAGGGUUCAAUUUGAAAGGCAGCGGGCAGUCUAUGUUUGAUUCGUCUGUUUACAGUGACGCUGAGUCUACUGCACAGUUUCACACGAUGGUCAACUCGCUCUUUGCAAUCACCAGUAGCUCGCCUGCGACAAAGUUCCAUCAUAUGCUCUCACGGAUCGCGACCGAGAACCGAUUACUCCGACUUUACACACAAAAUGUUGACUGUCUUGAGCUCUCACUCACAGGUUUGGGGACUGCCGUUCCUUUGCCAUCAAAAGCCCCUUGGCCAAAAACCAUUCAACUGCACGGUGGGCUCAAAACAAUGGUCUGCGCCAAAUGUGGUUGGACAGGACCUUUUGACCCUGCGGCGUUUGGUCAGACUGAUACUGCCGACUGUGUUGAGUGUCGCGAGCUAGAUGACGUGCGUGCAGUUGUAGGCAAGCGGAAGCAAGGCAUUGGAAAGCUACGUCCGCGGAUAGUGCUCUACAACGAGUUCAACCCCGACGGCGAAGCCAUCGGCAGCGUCACGGCUACUGAUCUGCGUUCACGGCCAGACGCGCUCCUCGUGGUUGGAACUAGCUUACGGAUUCCUGGGGUCCGCCGGAUUGUCAAAGAGAUGGCCGGCGCGGUGCACUCGGUUGGUGGAUCGGUGAUAUGGCUGAACGAAGAGGAGCCUCCAGCGAUCAAGAUGCUCGACGACGUUUUCGAUUACAAGAUAAAGGGCGACUGUCAAGUC
Molecule: messenger RNA, 843 nt
Organism: Myxozyma melibiosi
Lineage: Eukaryota; Fungi; Ascomycota; Lipomycetes; Lipomycetales; Lipomycetaceae
Product: DHS-like NAD/FAD-binding domain-containing protein
Exons: 1
Biological process (GO): pericentric heterochromatin formation; negative regulation of transcription by RNA polymerase II; replication-born double-strand break repair via sister chromatid exchange
Cellular component (GO): nucleus; mating-type region heterochromatin
Molecular function (GO): NAD+ binding; histone deacetylase activity, NAD-dependent
Source: RefSeq, a predicted model, not a curated record